Messenger RNA from Polyodon spathula (Mississippi paddlefish), 2476 nucleotides. Its product is annotated as zinc finger protein with KRAB and SCAN domains 7-like. Gene Ontology annotation, biological process: negative regulation of transcription by RNA polymerase II. The coding region runs from base 395 to 1630 and encodes 411 amino acids. Lineage: Eukaryota; Metazoa; Chordata; Actinopteri; Acipenseriformes; Polyodontidae. Gene Ontology annotation, molecular function: DNA-binding transcription repressor activity, RNA polymerase II-specific. The transcript has a single exon. The record is from RefSeq and is a predicted model, not a curated record.
ACUAGAAUCAGUCCAUAUUAAACAGGAGAGUCCUGUACUGGAAUCAGUCCAUAUUGAACAGGAGAGUCCUGUAAUAGAAUCAGUUUAUAUUGAAAGGGUUAUUCUCAAUUCUAAACCCUUAAGUAGCUCUCUUUGUCAUGGAUGUGGGGAGAGUUUUAACUCUGAAGGAAACCUUGAAGCAUCUCCUGGAAAGACUCUGCAUCGCUGUGCUGGAUGUGUGAAGACUUUCAGGGAGUCAGGAAUCCUGAACGGACAGCAGCAGACAGGCACUGGAAAGACUCCAUAUAACUGUCAUGAAUGCGGGGCGGAUUUCAGACCCCACAGCAGCGUGAAACACCACCUGCCAGUUCUGAAGGUACAGCUGGGUUAUCCUUGUGAAAGGCAGGAUUCAGAGAUGGAGCCUGUCCUCAUUAAACAGGAGAGUCCUGAACUAGACCCUGUCCAUGUUGAAGAGGAGGGGAACCAUUUUAAAACAAGCAGCUUGCAGGGCGCUCUGUCCUGCGCUGACUGUGGGAAGAGUUUCACACGUUUACAACACCUGAAACUCCAUGUGCUAAUUCACACAGGAGAGAAACCGCAUGUCUGUGCCGACUGCGGGAAGAGUUUCAGUCAGUCACAAAACCUGAAAAUGCACCAGCGAAUUCACACUGGAGAGAAACCGCAUGUCUGCGCUGACUGUGGGAAGAGUUUCAGACAUUUACAACACCUGAAACGUCACCAGCGAACCCACGCUGGAGAGAAACCGCAUGUCUGUGCUGACUGUGGGAUGAGUUGUAGAGAUUUACAAAACCUGAUGCUUCACCAGAGAACUCACACAGGAGAGAAACCGCAUGUCUGCGCUGACUGUGGGAAGAGUUUCAAUCAGUUACACAACCUGAAGCGUCACCAGCGAACCCACACUGGAGAGAAACCGCAUGCCUGUGCUGACUGUGGGAUGAGUUGUAGAGAUUUAUAUAAUCUGAUACUUCACCAGAGAACUCACACAGGAGAGAAACCGCAUGUCUGCGCUGACUGUGGGAAGAGUUUCAAUCAGUUACAAAACCUGAAACGUCACCAGCGAACCCACACCGGAGAGAAACCGCAUGCCUGUGCCGACUGUGGGAAGAGUUUCAGUCAGUUACAAAGCCUGAAACUUCACCAGCGAAUUCACACAGGAGAGAAACCGUAUGUCUGUGCUGAGUGUGGGAUGAAUUUCAAAGAUUUGCAAAUCCUGAAACUUCACCAGAGAACCCACACAGGAGAGAGACCGCAUGUCUGUGCCGACUGCGGGAAGAGUUUCAGUCACUCCCAAAGCCUGAAACUUCACCAGCGAAUUCACACAGGAGAGAAACCGCAUGUCUGCGCUAAGUGUGGGAAGAGUUUCAGUCAGUUACAAAACCUGAAACUUCACCAGAGAACCCACACAGGAGAGAGACCGCAUGUCUGUGCUGACUGCGGGAAGAGUUUCACACAUUUGCAAAGCCUGAAACUUCACCAGAGAACUCACACAGGAGAGAAACCGCAUGUCUGCGCUGACUGUGGGAAGAGUUUCAGUCAGUUACAAAGCCUGAAACGUCACCAGCGAACCCACGCUGGAGAGAAACUGUCUGCGCUGACUGUGGGAAGAGUUUCAGAUGGAUAUACGGCUUGAAAAAGCACCAGCGAUUUUCUACAGAUGUUCUGAAUUAUUUGCAUUAUAAACCACAUUCUUAGUGUGCGAUACGAUGAAUAUACAGACUCCUCGGGGCGCUGUGCGAGGCGAAGCCGAGUGCCUCCAGCCCCUGACAACUCUGUAUAUUCAACGCAUACGGUGUGGGGGGAAAUUCACAGUUAAUUGUUAAUUGAGAAGGUCUGUCUCAAAGCCAGUUUACAAUUCUCUUCCUAUAAAGGGUUGAGAAGUGCGACACCUGGUGGAUAGGAGGUGCCAUGACCGUCAGCCCAUGUUAUGAAAUGAACUGUUACCCUGAAACACGGAACGUUUAAGAGAAUAGAAAUCCCUGAUUUCCUUAUUCUAAAAGUGAAUUGUGUGUGUGUGAGUGUCAGUGCGUGGGUGUGUAUUAUUAUUACAUUCUUACAUGCAUUAGUUUCACUGUAUUUUAUAAGUUAGUUUGUUUAUGAAAUGUAAUGCAUGUAUUUUUGAUGCAGUGUAAAUAUACACGUGUAUGUCUUGUAUAAUUGCUCUUGCUUUACCUGCCAGUAUUGCAAGUCAUGUCAAUAAAGCGCCAUUGAACUGGACUGAGAGAGUUGCCAGGUCCGCGGUUUUCCCGCGGUAUUUGGGCUACUUUUACAAACACAGCCGCGGGGAAUAUGAAGGAGCCGCGGGUUGAUAAAGCGAUUAGAAAUGGUGGCGUUGCUUUAUAAAAGACUGAAACUGUUUUCGUGUUUGCGGUUCUGUUUGGGAUACAGCUGGUCGGCUGUGAAUGUCGUCCCUUCAGGGCGCUCGUACGCGGUUGUAGUUUUUUAUCGGUUUAGUGGUGCAGAGCCCCACGUGUUAAGA